Molecule: messenger RNA, 907 nt
Organism: Sinocyclocheilus anshuiensis
Lineage: Eukaryota; Metazoa; Chordata; Actinopteri; Cypriniformes; Cyprinidae
Product: trypsin-3-like
Exons: 6
Coding region: 1-879 (292 amino acids)
Biological process (GO): proteolysis
Molecular function (GO): serine-type endopeptidase activity
Source: RefSeq, a predicted model, not a curated record
AUGAGGGUGACGUUGUGUCAAGCUGUGUGUUUUGCAGGAGCCAUACUUCUUAACAUAACAGUGUGCGGUAAGGCUCCUCUCAACACCAAGAUUGUUGGAGGACAAGCUGCAGUUCAGGGGUCUUGGCCGUGGCAAGCAAGCCUUCAUAGAAUUACGUCUGGAAGUCAUUUCUGUGGUGGGAGUCUAAUCAAUAAAGACUGGGUUUUGUCUGCAGCUCACUGCUUCCAGAGCACCGCUGCAGCUAAUGUAAAAAUCUACCUCGGCCGUCAACUCCAAACGGGCUCAAACCCGAAUGAGAUCUCCAGGACAGUGACUCUCCUUAUCUCCAGGACAGUGACUCGGCUCAUCACCCAUCCCAGCUAUAGCACAACUACCCAAAACAAUGACAUAGCACUGCUGCAGCUCUCCUCUUCUGUGACGUUCACUGAUUAUAUUAGGCCAGUUUGUCUGGCGGCCGCUGGUAGUGUAUUUGGUGGAGGUACUAAGAGUUGGAUCACUGGAUGGGGCAAACUCAAAUUUGCAGACACCCAGAUUCCAAACAUACUGCAGGAGGUGCAGAUACCAAUUGUAAACAACAGUGUUUGUAAUAAGGCCUACGGAGGAAUCAUUACAAGCAACAUGCUGUGCGCUGGACUAGAUGAGGGUGGAAAAGAUUCAUGUCAGGGAGACUCUGGAGGUCCAAUGGCAAAUAAGAACAAUUCCCAGUGGAUUCAGUCUGGCAUUGUGAGUUUUGGGCGAGACUGUGGAAUACCCAAGUUCCCUGGUGUUUAUACCAGAGUGUCUCAAUACCAGUCUUGGAUCAGCUCUCCAAUAAGCAGCGAUCUACCAGGAUUUGUCUCAUUCACCUCCACUGAAUCAAGCUCAGGCUCACCCAUAUAAGACACUCUUAUUUUCCCUUUCUCUCACA